AUGGUCCAAAACUCCUCCCCCACCGGCAACGGCCUCAACCCAGGCGCCUGGGCCGGCGUCGGCAUCGGCGCCGCGGGUUGCAUUUUCGUCUUUUGUAUGUGGAUUUUCCGGUGGAGCAAACGCGACCGCGACAACAUCGUUCGGGGCGAGGAUGCGGUCGCCAAGGUGAAGCGGGCGUUUAAGAUCGAUGGGAAGGGCGGUUCGUCCAAGGUACGGAAGGGGACGGUGGAUCAUGUCGGCAAGCCGAAGCUGGAGUUGAGGAAGGCUGGGGAUCACUGGCAUUGGAGUGCGUUGGAUGAGGAGAGGGGCAUGGGGACGGUGAAGGUGCCGAGUCCGGUUGCGAAGGAAGGGACAACACGCCGCUACGUCGAACCCGCUGGUCCCGGAUUGGUGAUGGUCUCGCUGGUCAUGGGCAUGUCUACACCCCACUGUCGACUCGCACGAACAGCACGACAGCAGGAUUCUAGAGUGUAUGUUUGCAGUCGACGGAUGGAAGACCUCCCCCAUACAACCGCGCAACGACGACAGGCCAUGAAACCUAGCUCAUUCCCACCUCUUCCGCGAAAACGAUUCGCAAGACUCGUCGCAGAAGUCGGAUCUGAAGCCCUCUCGUCCGGGGUCGAGACAAAUCGUCUUCUCAGAGCUGAGUUCAGCAGCGACAUGAAUGCAUGUAAACAUCUUGCCAACCUCUCACGCACACCAAGUCCUAUCCAAGCAUUCCAUCGUUCAACGCAGCACUAUCGCACACUCCAACAGCUGCUAGAUGCUGAAGUGAAGCCAGGGAAGCCAUUUCCCCAUAUGGUGGCACAAACCAGCUGCAUAAACGACCCUCGGGCAAAGCAGCCAGCCGUCGGCCAACAAGCACCACAACCCGAGGGAGCCAUCGUCUUCGCUGCCCUUCUCUCAAUCAGGACUUUCCUUUCGAGACGUCUGCCCUCGACGAGGAGACGAGGUACUCGGUCGAAGCCGAGACGUAGUUGCCCACAGUCAUUCGACGAUGGGUUGUCGGCGUUGACAAAGCCUUGCAUCAGGGUCGAUAGUAUCGUCAGCGAGUUUGGACUCCCCAAAGCUACAAAGUAG
Messenger RNA from Zasmidium cellare ATCC 36951, 1080 nucleotides. RefSeq lists its product as uncharacterized. The transcript has 3 exons. The record is from RefSeq and is a predicted model, not a curated record. Bases 1 to 1080 code for a protein of 359 amino acids. NCBI's taxonomy places the organism in Eukaryota, Fungi, Ascomycota, Dothideomycetes, Mycosphaerellales, Mycosphaerellaceae.